Paramecium tetraurelia is the source of this 470-nucleotide messenger RNA. RefSeq lists its product as uncharacterized. NCBI's taxonomy places the organism in Eukaryota, Ciliophora, Oligohymenophorea, Peniculida, Parameciidae. The record is from RefSeq and is a predicted model, not a curated record. Gene Ontology annotation, cellular component: nucleosome. The transcript has a single exon. Gene Ontology annotation, molecular function: structural constituent of chromatin; DNA binding; protein heterodimerization activity.
AAAUAAAUCAAAAAUCAAAUGUCAUCAGGAGGAAAAGGAAAAGCAGGAAAGGGAGGCAAAGCCGCAGGAGCUCAUAAAUCAGUUUCCAGAUCACACAAAGCUGGUUUGUAAUUCCCAGUCGGAAGAGUUUCAAGAUAUUUGAAAUAAGGAAGAUACACAGAAAGAGUUGGUGCUGGAGCUCCAGUUUAUCUUUCAGCUGUUUUGGAAUAUUUGGCUGCUGAAGUUUUAGAACUUGCUGGAAAUGCUGCUAAAGAUAACAAGAAAAACAGAAUCAAUCCAAGACACAUUCUUUUAGCCAUCAGAAACGACGAUGAAUUAAACAAAUUAAUGGCCAACACAACAAUCGCUGACGGUGGUGUUUUACCAAGCAUUCAUCCAUAAUUAUACCCAUCAAAGGAAGAUCCAAGUUAAGCAGUUUGAAAUGUUUAAUUUGUUUUACAAUUAACAUAUACAAAUUUAUUUUUUAAAUU